Molecule: messenger RNA, 6936 nt
Organism: Zonotrichia albicollis (white-throated sparrow)
Lineage: Eukaryota; Metazoa; Chordata; Aves; Passeriformes; Passerellidae
Source: RefSeq, a predicted model, not a curated record
CUGGCUGCACCUUCGAGGAGGACAGUGAGCCCAACCAGUGUGAGUACAGCCAGGGCGAGGACGAUGACUUCGACUGGGAGCUCCUGCGCAGUUACCUGAUGCCUCACCUGGUGCCUGAGCUGCCUCACGGCUCCUACCUGAUGGUGAACUCCUCUCAGCACACCCCGGGCCAGAAAGCUCACCUGCUUUUCCAGGCACUGAGUGAGAAUGACACGCACUGCCUUCAGUUCAGCUACUUCAUGUUCAGCCGGGACGGGCACAGCCCCGGCACGCUCAGCGCCUACGUCUGGGUCACCGGGGGCCUGCUGGGCAGCGCCGUGUGGAACGCCUCGGGCUCGCACGGCCGCCAGUGGCACCAGGCAGAGCUGGCAGUCAGCCUCUUCUGGCCCAGCGAGUACCAGGUGCUCUUCGAGGCUGUGGUUUCCAGUGAGCGCAGGGGAUACCUGGGCCUGGAUGACAUUUUGCUCCUGAAUUAUCCAUGCUCGAAAGCGCCUCAUUUCUCCCGCCUGGGUGAUGUGGAGGUGAACGCGGGUCAGAACGCCACCUUCCAGUGCGUGGCUGCUGGCAAGGCUGCCGAGGCCGAGCGCUUCCUCAUGCAGAGGCAGAGCGGCGAGGUGGUCCCUGCCGCCUCGGUGAAGCACAUCAGCCACCGGCGCUUCCUGGCCACGUUCCAGCUGGAGGCCGUAUCCAAGGCGGAGCAGGACCUGUACCGCUGCGUCACCCAGUCCGCCCGCGGCGCCGGCGUCUCCAACUUCGCCGAGCUCAUCGUCAAAGAGCCCCCCACCCCCAUUGCCCCCCCCCAGCUGCUCCGGGCCGGCUCCACCUACCUCAUCAUCCAGCUCAACACCAACUCCAUCAUCGGGGACGGCCCCAUCGUGCGCAAGGAGAUCGAGUACCGCAUGACCUCGGGGCCCUGGUCCGAGGUCCACGCUGUCAACAUGCAGACCUACAAGCUCUGGCACCUGGACCCUGACACGGAGUACGAGAUCAGCGUCCUGCUCACCCGGCCCGGCGAGGGGGGCACGGGCAAACCGGGGCCGCCCCUCAUCAGCCGCACCAAGUGCGCAGAGCCCAUGCGAGCCCCCAAAGGCCUGGCUUUCUCUGAAAUCCAGUCCAGACAGCUGACGUUGCAGUGGGAGCCGCUGGGCUACAACCUGACCCGCUGCCACACGUACACCAUGUCCCUGUGCUACCGCUACUUCGUGGGCAGUGGCCACAACCAGACCUUCCAGGAGUGUGUGAAGAUGGAGCACAACGCCAACCGCUACACCAUCAAAAAUCUGCUGCCCUACAAGAACAUCCACGUCAAGCUCAUCCUCUCCAACCCUGAGGGGCGCAAGGAGGGCAAGGAGGUGAUAUUCCAGACAGAUGAGGAUGUGCCUGGCGGCAUUGCCUCCGAGUCGCUCACCUUCACCCCGCUGGAGGACAUGAUAUUCCUGAAGUGGGAGGAACCAGUGGAGCCCAAUGGCCUCAUCACGCAGUACGAGAUCAGCUACCAGAGCAUCGAGUCCUCAGACCCCGCGGUGAACGUGCCGGGCCCGCGGCGCACGGUGUCCAAGCUGCGCAACGAGACCUACCACGUGUUCUCCAACCUGCACCCCGGCACCACCUACCUGUUCUCGGUGCGCGCCCGCACCGGCAAGGGCUUUGGCCAGACAGCGCUCACCGAGAUCACCACCAACAUCUCUGCUCCCACCUUCGACUACGGGGACAUGCCAUCGCCGCUGAGCGAGUCAGAGAGCACCAUCACGGUGCUGCUGCGGCCGGCGCAGGGCAGAGGGGCUCCCAUCAGCACCUAUCAGGUCAUUGUGGAGGAGGAGCGGCCCAGGAAGCUGAAGCGGGAGCUGGGGGGGCAGGAAUGCUUCCCGGUGCCGCUCACCUUUGACGAUGCCGUGUCCCGUGGCUCUGUGCACUACUUCGGGGCAGAGCUGCCCGCCAGCAGCCUCACCGAGGCCAAGCCCUUCACCGUGGGGGACAACCAGACCUACAGUGGCUACUGGAACCCACCCCUGGAGCCCAAGAAGGCCUAUCUCAUCUACUUCCAGGCCAUGAGCAACCUCAAAGGGGAAACUCGGCUGAACUGUGUCCGGAUCGCUCGCAAAGCUGCCUGCAAAGAGAGCAAGCGUCCCCUGGAGGUGUCCCAGCACUCGGAGGAGAUGGGCCUGAUCCUGGGGAUCUGUGCUGGAGGGCUCAUCAUCCUGAUUAUCCUGCUGGGAGCCAUCAUCGUUGCCAUAAGGAAAGGGAGGAACUACUAUUCUUACUCCUAUUACCCGAAACCUGUGAAUAUGACCAAAGCCACCAUAAACUACCGACACGAGAAGACACACAUGAUGAGUGCCAUCGACAGGAGCUUCACUGACCAGAGCACCCUGCAGGAGGACGAGCGCCUGGGGCUGUCCUUCAUGGACACCCAGGGCUAUGGGAACAGAGGUGACCAGCGCAGCAGCGUGGUGAACGAGUCCAGCAGCCUGCUGGGGGGCUCCCCGCGGCGGCAGUGCGGCCGCAAGGGCUCCCCGUACCACACGGGACAGCUGCACCCGGCCGUGCGCGUGGCCGACCUCCUGCAGCACAUCAACCAGAUGAAAACGGCCGAGGGCUACGGCUUCAAGCAGGAGUAUGAGAGUUUCUUUGAAGGCUGGGAUGCUUCAAAGAAGAAAGACAAGACCAAAGGGAGACAGGAUCACGUGUCCACAUAUGACCGUCACCGCGUGAAGCUGCACCCGCUGCUGGGGGACCCCAACUCCGACUACAUCAAUGCCAACUACAUCGACAUUCGGAUUAACCGAGAAGGCUACCACAGGUCCAACCACUUCAUAGCCACACAAGGGCCCAAGCAGGAGAUGGUGUACGACUUCUGGCGCAUGGUGUGGCAGGAGCACUGCUCCAGCAUCGUGAUGAUCACCAAGCUGGUGGAGGUGGGCCGGGUGAAAUGCUCCAAGUACUGGCCGGAUGACUCUGAGAUGUACGGGGACAUCAAGAUCACGCUGGUGGAGUCCGAGACGUUGGCUGAGUAUGCUGUGCGCACCUUCGCCCUGGAGAGGCGAGGUUACUCGGCCCGGCACGAGGUGAAGCAGUUCCACUUCAUGUCGUGGCCUGAGCACGGUGUCCCCUACCACGCCACAGGGCUGCUGGCCUUCAUCCGCAGGGUGAAGGCGUCCACGCCGCCCGACGCCGGCCCCGUCGUCAUCCACUGCAGUGCUGGCACGGGCAGGACUGGCUGUUACAUCGUGCUGGAUGUGAUGUUGGACAUGGCUGAGUGCGAGGGCGUCGUGGACAUCUACAACUGCGUGAAGACCCUCUGCUCACGGAGGAUCAACAUGAUCCAGACAGAGGAGCAGUACAUCUUCAUCCACGAUGCCAUCCUGGAGGCCUGUCUGUGUGGGGAGACCAGCAUCCCUGCCAGCGAGUUCAAGCCCACCUACAAGGAGAUGGUGAGGAUAGAGCCGCAGAGCAAUUCCUCGCAGCUGCGGGAGGAGUUCCAGACCCUGAACUCGGUGACGCCGCACCUGGAUGUGGAGGAGUGCAGCAUCGCGCUGCUGCCCCGCAACCGCGAGCGCAACCGCAGCAUGGACGUGCUGCCGCCUGACCGAUGCCUUCCCUUCCUCAUCUCCGUGGAUGGAGACAGCAACAACUACAUCAACGCGGCCUUAACUGACAGCUACACCAAGAGCGCUGCCUUCAUUGUCACCCUGCACCCGCUGCAGAACACCACCACCGACUUCUGGCGGCUGGUGUACGACUAUGGCUGCACUUCCAUCGUCAUGCUCAACCAGCUCAACCAGUCCAACUCUGCCUGGCCCUGCCUGCAGUACUGGCCCGAGCCAGGGCUGCAGCACUACGGCCCCAUGGAGGUGGAAUACAUCUCAGGAGUAGCGGAUGAGGACCUCGUGUCCCGACUCUUCCGAGUGCAGAACAUCACACGGUUGCAGGAGGGGCACCUGAUGGUCCGGCAUUUCCAGUACCUGCGCUGGUCAGCCUAUCGAGACACCCCAGACUCCAAGAAGUCCUUCCUGCACCUCCUGGCCCAGGUGGAGAGGUGGCAGAAGGAAAGUGGUGAUGGCAGGACUGUGGUGCACUGCUUGAAUGGAGGUGGCCGGAGUGGCACCUUCUGUGCCUCCACCAUGAUCCUGGAGAUGAUCAAGUGUCACAACAUGGCAGAUGUUUUCUUUGCUGCCAAGACCCUCCGCAACUACAAACCAAAUAUGGUGGAGACCUUGGAGCAGUACCACUUCUGCUACGACAUAGCACUGGAAUACCUGGAGUCCCUGGAGAGCAGAUAGCACCUGGCCACGAGAGGGGCACGAGGGCUCGUGCAGGGCCGUGCCAGCCGCGCUUCCCAGCUGGACACUGUGUCCCUGCUCGGGGAGACAGCCAAGGACCCUCCAGGAAACUUGGGAUCCAGGAAACAAAAGGACAUGGAGAUGUGUUGGCCACUCUCCAUCUUCAUCUUCCGCUCUCCAUCUUCCCUCCCUGCCUGGGUGGAUCCCACAGCUCAGCCGGUUCCUUGGAGUCACAGCCUGGCCUUGGUGCUGCUGGGUCUCUGCAGCUGCUGGAGAGGAGGCCAGGGAGGGGAGGAAGAGGAGGCCACGAGGAGCUGAGGCUGUUUCCCAUCACAGAAGGAUGGACACUGGGAGAUGUUGCUCUUUUGUGUGUGGUAUUGAAGCUGCUCCUCGAGGAGCCCGGAGGCUGCUGGAGGUUUUCCCUUGGUGGGGCUCACUCUGAGCCAGAACAAAGGUCCCCCAGAAGCUCUGAGUUUCUGCCCCUAGGCACCAUGAAUUUGAUCCUCUGUUAGUUCUGUGAGUUCUGACCCUUUGUGUACCCAGCCCUGGACAGACAGAGAUGAGGAUGGGGGGCACUGGCCAUGCAAUGUCCCUCUGCAGGGACUGACCUGGACCCUCCUGGUGCUUUUGCAAAGUGUUGGAGGGGAUGGUUCCCCAGCAUCUCCACACCUUCCUCUCCAUCUGUAGCAGUGAAUUCUUCCUGUGAUGUCCCACUGACCCAUGGGUCUGUUUUUAACCCUGCCGUUGUGCAACACUGCAUUUGAAGCAAAAUCUUCAAAAUUCGGGUCUAUUCCAAAUACUUCCUGGGUGCCACCCCUGGGCAGUUGCUGGGCCUAGUGGGGCAGGAGGAUUGAUUUUGGGCUGAGCUGUGCCAAAGCCAUGGCUGUGUGUUGGGGCUGGACAGGGGAAGGUCCCCACACUCCUGUGCCACCGGGGCUGGUGGCUGAAGGUACCUAGGGUGUUUUAGCUCCAUCCUGCUGCAGGCGGGUGUGAAAUGGCACUUUUUCCAUCUGAUGUUGUGGUAAUUCCAGAGACUCUGCUCUCAGCCUGGUUGUAAUAAAUGGCCUUGGGAAGGUGCAUCCCGAGGGAUCCAGGUCUGGGAACUGAGGGGAGGCUGGUUCUGUCCUGAGGGCCAGGCUGAGCCCUUCACCAUCACUUCUGGGGGUGAUGGAGCAGAGCAGGUGAGAAACCCCUCCAGAUGCUGGAGUUUUCAUGAGGGCAGCCCUGUCCUUCAUCCAUCUGCCCCCUUCACCCCCACCUGUGUCCCCCCUCCUCCAGCCAUGCCUGCCCAGGGCAGGGGCAGCUUCCCUGCCCUGCCUGCCUGGGGCUGCCCAGCCUUGCCCAGGGAAUUCUGCCCAGGAAUCAGGAAGGCUGCACAGCUGAAAUGGCUGGAGGAGCAGACCCAGGAGGUGUUUCCAUCCACCUCCCAAGGGUUAAAGAGAGCAGGAAGAGCCAUCCCUGCCCUCUCUGCCCUUGGACAAUGUGCCACUGCUGUGGUGAUGGGGAUUUCAGCACCACCCCAGACCCUUGGUUCUGCCACCUCCUCCCUGAGGAAUUCACAGUCUGACAAUAACUUAUGCCAAGGGCUAUAUGACAUCAUUCCUUCCUUCUUGCUAUCCCUGCUGUCUCAUCUGCAGUGUGCCCAUUCUGUCUUGUCACCAAAAGGUCUUUUUUGCCCCCAAAUGGUCCAGUAAAACCAGUACCUGACUACACCAGUACUCACACUGGGAUAAAUCUGUGUCCUUUUCCCAGUCCCCAUCUCUCCAUAGACCUGCCUGUGCUGUUCUAGGGAAGGCGCUGCAUGCUGGGUGCAGAAAUUGUUUGGUUUUGUAUGAAAAUGGCUGAGCUGAGCCUCCAAAAUCCCUGGGAAUGGGAUGGGAUGCUCUGGGGGCUGUCCAGCAAUGCUGCUGCCUAGGCUACAUCCUGCCUGUGGUCCAGAGGGAGGGAGCAUCCCACAGGGUCUGCAGGUAAAGUAUUGCCAGAAAGAGGAAAAGAGGAGGGGUGAAACCCCACUUAGUCCUACAGAGACUGGAGGAGUUGUAUAUAUAUUUUAAAAUCAAGAGUUUUCCCUUUUUAUUUUAUUUUGAUACCUCCUUGCUUGGUGUCUCUGGGUUUUUAGGGCAUCUCUGGUGAAGGGCAGAUUUUGAAAUCCAAGUGCUAUAAAACCCAGCCCAUCUCCAACUCCUACUGACAUGCUCCUCUGACAUGAGGCAAGGACAUCUUGUACAUAGAAAUCUAUAUAUAGAAAUCUAUAUAUAAAAAUAUAAAUACUGUUCUUAAGAUGGAUAAUGUUUAUUGGUAUUACAGAUUGGAGUGGUGCUUUUUUUUUAAAUAAAAACAAAACAAAAAAAAAAGGAAAAAAUUAAAACCCAAGAAAAACACCAAAUUGGAACAAUUUUGUCUAUAUGCAGUCAAAGUGAUCCUAAAAGCUGGCAGCAUCCCAGACUUGGUGCCAAAGGGACUUGGGACCAUGAGGCAGCUCCACCAUGGACGAGGAUGGAGCAUUGGGACCGAGGGAGGGACGUGUCUGAUGUGGAUUGUACCACACACAGCCAGCUGUUGUUAAUGUUUUUUUUUAUUAUUUUGUUAUUAUAUUAUUUUUGGCUUUCUUUCCUUUUAAGAAAAUUAGUUGCAUAAAUAAAUGUUCCAAAUUUGU